AUGAAGUUUACCAUCGUUGCUCUUGCCUCUGCUCUUCUCACCGUUGUCUCUGCUCAAGGCACCCCUGGUGUUCUCCAAGUCACUAACCCUGUUCAAAACACCGAAUUCACUGCUGGCAGAGUUGCCAACAUCACCUGGCAAAAGGCCACUGUUGACAAGGUCCAAAUUGAAUUGGCCAAUGGAGACUCCAACAAUCUCAACCAUCUUUAUGUGAUUGCCAAUGACGUUGACGCCAAGUCCGGUACUUACGCCUGGCACAUUCCUGACAACACCACUGCUGGUACUUAUGCUCUCAUCUUUGGUACUUCUCCCAACGUUGCCUACUCUCCUCAAUUCCAGAUUAACGCUGCUGGCUCUGGUGGUGAUGAUCAACAACAAGGUAGUGGCGAUCAACAACAAGGUGGUGGCGACCAACAACAACAAGGUGGAGAAGGCAACACUGAUGAUCAGGUGUAA
This is a messenger RNA of Lichtheimia ornata, 456 nucleotides long. RefSeq lists its product as uncharacterized. NCBI's taxonomy places the organism in Eukaryota, Fungi, Mucoromycota, Mucoromycetes, Mucorales, Lichtheimiaceae. The transcript is spliced from 3 exons. The record is from RefSeq and is a predicted model, not a curated record. Bases 1 to 456 code for a protein of 151 amino acids.